AUGAGUAAGCCUCACAUUGGGGAGCUCUCCGAUUUGGAUCAGCAAGUGUGGAUCCUCCAGGGCCAGACCCUGGUGACAGUUCCACGGAGUAGCAACGCGGCAGCAGUUACCAUCACUGUUAUGCCGUGCAAGUAUCCAGAGGCUCUUGAGCAAGGCAAAGGGGUUCCCAUUUAUUUGGGAAUCCAGAAUCCAAAAAUGUGUCUGUUCUGUGGGGACACUGGAGGACAACCCACAUUGCAGCUGAAAGAGCAGGAGAUCCUGGACCUGUACAACCACACUGAGCCCGUGAAGCCCUUCCUGUUCUAUCACACCCAGACGGGCAGGACCUCCACCUUUGAGUCCGUGGCCUUCCCCGGCUGGUUCAUCGCCUCCUUCAAGAAGGGCCAGCCUAUCUUCCUGACUUCAGACCAGGGGAAAUUGUACAACACUGCCUUCAAUUUAGAUCUAAAGGCUUGA
This is a messenger RNA of Lepus europaeus (European hare), 456 nucleotides long. It is a transcript of the gene IL36G, whose product is annotated as interleukin 36 gamma. The transcript has 3 exons. The record is from RefSeq and is a predicted model, not a curated record. Gene Ontology annotation, biological process: inflammatory response to antigenic stimulus; cellular response to lipopolysaccharide; cytokine-mediated signaling pathway. NCBI's taxonomy places the organism in Eukaryota, Metazoa, Chordata, Mammalia, Lagomorpha, Leporidae. The coding region runs from base 1 to 456 and encodes 151 amino acids. Gene Ontology annotation, molecular function: cytokine activity; interleukin-1 receptor binding.